Molecule: messenger RNA, 275 nt
Organism: Meloidogyne enterolobii
Lineage: Eukaryota; Metazoa; Nematoda; Chromadorea; Rhabditida; Meloidogynidae
Source: the annotation of a GenBank genome assembly
UUGACAUUAAGAUAUGUAUUUUGACUAUAAUGACAGAUGAAAGAUUAAAACGAUAUAUAUAUUUUGAUAUGCCAUAUCCCUCACAUACAUUUACUCAUUUUGCUUUGUGUCAGCCACCUUUUCCCCGACUCAGUUCAUUACUUUCCUUGCUUUUUCUUCUUCUCCCUCUUGCUUAUCCCCUUACACCCUGUCGAGCCUUUCCCCUUCAUUUCUAUCAUUGUUUUAAAAAUAAAUAUUUUCGGGAUGAUUGUUUAUUUUUAUCAAUAGAGGUUUAG